AUAUUUUUCUCGCUAAACUGUUUUUACAAACGCCAUAUUAUCAUCACUGAUAAUGGCUGCCAUUAUAAAAUUAAUUUAUUUGUUGACAAUUUUAUACGCAAAAAAUGCAAAAGGUGAAAUAACUAAUCGUUUAUUAGACGAAAAUCAGGAAAAUAUGGAUUUGGAAGUGUCACAUUCUAAUAGCAAGGAAAUUUCAGUAGCGCCUGUACAGAAUUCUAUACAAACACAUCCCAGAUUUAAAUGUUAUUCAUGUGAACCUCCAUGUCGUGAUCCCUCACAGCAUGCCCAUAUGUGCCAGAAUGCUAUACAGUGUUAUAAAUCACGAACACGCGAUGCUUUUGGCGAAGAACGAGUUACUCGGGGUUGUACUACGACUCCAGAUCAGAUUCCUUUAAUAUGUAAUCAGAAUACAAUAAAUACUAUGGGUGGCCCUCGAAAACGUAAUACUCAGGCUUAUAUAAAUGUUGUAUGCUGUGCCGGCGAUUAUUGCAAUGAUGGUGAAUUUCCAGAAUUACCUCCCUUAAAUGCUGAAGUAACACAUUUAAGUGCCGACAGUAGCAACUUGCUAAAGAUGACGUUUGCUAUAUUGGGACCAUUCGUCAUUAUCUCUAUACUAGCCUAUAUAGCAAUAUACUUUAUUAGACGAACACAUCGUAAGCGCUUGGAAUACUCAAGAGCUAAACAAGAUCCAGAUUCCUAUUUAGUAAAUGAUGAACUAUUACGCGUUACCAGUGCUGGAGAUAGUACUUUAAGGGAAUAUUUACAACAUUCAGUCACAUCGGGUUCGGGCUCAGGAUUACCGUUACUUAUACAACGAACACUAGCCAAACAAGUAACACUGGUUGAGUGUAUUGGACGAGGCAAAUAUGGUGAAGUAUGGCGUGGUCAUUGGCAUGGUGAAAAUAUUGCAGUGAAAAUCUUUUUCAGUCGUGACGAAGAAUCCUGGAAACGUGAAACAGAAAUUUAUAGUACCGUUUUAUUGCGGCACGAAAAUAUUUUAGGUUUUAUUGGCUCAGACAUGACUUCUCGCAAUUCUUGCACCCAAUUGUGGCUGCUAACACAUUAUUAUCCUCAUGGCUCCCUUUUCGAUCAUUUAAACAGAAAUGCCUUAAGUCAUCGUGAUAUGAUUUUAAUUUGCCUAUCGAUUGCAAAUGGUUUGGUACAUUUGCACACCGAAAUAUUUGGUACAGAGGGAAAACCUGCUAUGGCUCAUCGUGAUUUAAAAUCAAAAAAUAUAUUAGUUAAACCAAAUGGUACCUGUGUCAUUGCUGACUUUGGUUUAGCUGUAAUGCAUUCAAAUGUUACCGGCAAAUUAGAUUUGGGCAAUAAUCCCAAAGUGGGCACUAAACGUUAUAUGGCACCGGAAAUUUUAGACGAAAGUAUUGACAUGCAUAAUUUCGAAGCUUUACGACGCACAGAUAUUUAUGCCUUGGGUCUAGUAUUAUGGGAAGUAUGCAGACGGACUAUAUCGUGUGGCAUUGCUGAGGAGUAUAAAGUGCCAUUCUAUGAUGUGGUACCUUCCGAUCCCAGCUUUGAGGAUAUGCGCAAGGUUGUUUGCGUAGAUAAUUAUAGACCUUCGAUACCCAAUCGUUGGAGUUCAGAUCCACUUUUGGCGGGCAUGUCAAAACUUAUGAAAGAAUGCUGGCAUCAAAAUCCAAAUGUACGCUUACCUGCCUUGCGUAUUAAAAAGACUAUACAUAAAUUGGCUUCCGCAGAUGAGAAACUGCGUUUAGAUUAUGAUGAAGUUUGUGUUUAAAAAUUGAACAAACAACUUAAAUUUUAUAUGUUUUCUUCGCUCAAUUAUUGAUGAAGAAGUUCAAGUUAAUUUUCUUAAACAAUUAACAGUUUAUUGUUAAUUUUCUUUUUAAAUUGUCAAUUCAAUUGAAAUGGCAGCAAAAUGUAUACCAUUUCAUGCUCACUACACCAUAGUUUUCAAUACAUAUAGUUUUUUAUUUAACAGAUAAUUUAACAUAAAAUGAUUAAGCUCUAUAUUACGUCUCUGUUUUAGUAAAAAUCAGAGGUUUGUAGAUUCACAUUAGAAAUAUAAAAGACUUUUUUUGAUAUGGUUUUUAAUGUAUACAUCUAUAAAGUACUAAGAAAUUACAAGUUUAGAAAACACCACCAACCUUCACAAGUAAUAAAUAAAAUUACAAAAUCUGCAAAUAGAUUUUGUUUUAUUCUAAUUAACAAUAUUUAAAUUGUACAAGAGAAAUUCGCAGCCUUAAAUUUUCCAUUAAAAUUAUCGUAUAAAUUUUACUUUUCUUAAUACAAUACUGGUGUAGUUGUAAAACCUAUAAAUUAAAACAAGUUUUAUAUGUAAACAAACUAAAAAGAUUUAAAAUACAAUAUGCAAUUUUAUUAUACAAUAUGAAAUUAUUUUUAAGUUUAGUGUUUAUAAACUAAUUGAUAAAAAAAAACUAAAAAUUAAAAAAAAGUACUUGAUUUAAAAGUAUUUAUAUUUAUAUGUAUUAUAAAUAACAUAAAAGAUAAUUAUGUAUAAUCAGGUUAUUAUACAGUGGAUGUUUUUUUAAUUAUUUUUUUGUUGCAUAUACCACUACACAAUAUAGACAAAGAAAUAUGUUGGCCUUAAACAAAUAAAAUUUUGGUAAUUUUCAAAAAAUUGGUAAAAUAAUUAUGACAUUGUGCCUUUUUUCCUCAAAUUUAACAAUGCCUUAAAUAAACAAAAAAAAAAAAACUUUAUUAAAAUUUAUAUAUAAUUAAAAACACAUAAAACUUAUGCUUUAAUCAUGCUUCCAUUAUCGUAUUUUUGUUUUUAAUUUACAUGUUAAACCUUUCCAUCAUGUGCCAUUUUCAAAUCUAAUUUUAUUUCAAUUUAAUAUUUCGCUUUACUACAAAAACUCUGUACUAAAAUUAAUUAAUAUUUACUUUUCAAAGUGUAUUAAACAAUAAGAUGUUUUUUUUUUUCUAAAUUAAGUUUACUUUUUUAAUAACGUAGUUAAGUUAAUAACAAUUACAAUUAAUUAGUAUUUAGUUUAGUUCUAUUAGUAUUAAGUUUAAUAAAUAAACUAUAUAUGAAAUGUUGUAUAUAAACAUUUGUACAAAACUAAAACUUUUUUGAAUGUUAAUGUAAAAAUUAAACAAACACAUAGUAUGUAGUUAAAAUUAGUAUUAAUAAAGUAAAUU
Lucilia sericata (common green bottle fly) is the source of this 3144-nucleotide messenger RNA. It is a transcript of the gene sax, whose product is annotated as activin receptor type-1. The record is from RefSeq and is a predicted model, not a curated record. Gene Ontology annotation, cellular component: BMP receptor complex; plasma membrane. The transcript has 10 exons. Gene Ontology annotation, molecular function: ATP binding; transforming growth factor beta receptor activity, type I; SMAD binding. Gene Ontology annotation, biological process: BMP signaling pathway; protein phosphorylation; dorsal/ventral pattern formation. Bases 53 to 1756 code for a protein of 567 amino acids. Lineage: Eukaryota; Metazoa; Arthropoda; Insecta; Diptera; Calliphoridae.